Staurois parvus is the source of this 555-nucleotide messenger RNA. NCBI's taxonomy places the organism in Eukaryota, Metazoa, Chordata, Amphibia, Anura, Ranidae. The record is from the annotation of a GenBank genome assembly.
AUGGCCGCCGUCAAAGCCCUGAACCCGAAAGCGGAGGUGGCCCGAGCACAGGCGGCUCUCGCUGUGAACAUCAGUGCGGCCCGCGGUCUCCAGGACGUGUUGAGGACCAACCUCGGGCCUAAGGGGACCAUGAAGAUGUUAGUCUCUGGUGCUGGUGAUAUCAAGCUUACCAAAGAUGGAAAUGUCUUACUUCAUGAAAUGCAAAUUCAGCAUCCGACAGCCUCUCUGAUAGCUAAAGUAGCCACAGCACAAGAUGACAUCACUGGAGAUGGAACCACCUCCAAUGUUCUGAUUAUAGGCGAACUUCUAAAGCAAGCAGACCUUUACAUAUCUGAGGGUCUUCACCCAAGAAUUGUCACAGAAGGUUUUGAAGCUGCAAAAGUUAAAGCACUUAAAGUUUUGGAUGAGGUCAAGGUUUCCAAAGAAAUGGAUAGAGAGACACUUAUCAAUGUGGCCCGGACAUCACUUCGGACCAAAGUCCAUGCUGAGUUGGCUGAUAUUUUAACAGAGGUAAAUGUCGGUUGGUAUAAAAAUCUGUUCUGUAAUCCCCUAUGA